Penicillium macrosclerotiorum is the source of this 1404-nucleotide messenger RNA. RefSeq lists its product as uncharacterized. Gene Ontology annotation, biological process: transmembrane transport. Gene Ontology annotation, molecular function: transmembrane transporter activity. The coding region runs from base 1 to 1404 and encodes 467 amino acids. Lineage: Eukaryota; Fungi; Ascomycota; Eurotiomycetes; Eurotiales; Aspergillaceae. The transcript has 4 exons. Gene Ontology annotation, cellular component: membrane. The record is from RefSeq and is a predicted model, not a curated record.
AUGUCUGCCGUGGCUGAAAAGUCUCCUCAGAUGGUGGAGGCCGCGGAGACCCCCGUCGCGAUCUCCAAGGAGGAGGGAUUUCCUUCUCGGCUCCCGACCUCGGAGCCUGUCCGUCAGAGAUGGUACGAGUGGUAUGCGCCGACCGAUACCCCGGCCGAGCGGCGGCUGAUUCUCAAGCUGGAUGGAUUGAUCAUGGUAUUCGUCUUUCUGGCCUACUGGGCCAAAGUGCUGGACUCCUCUGCCACGAGUACGGCCUAUGUGAGCGGCAUGAAGGAAGACUUGAAGCUAUAUGGCAACCAGCUUAACUACUUGAACACGGUGUAUAACGUGGGCUUCAUCACCAUGCAAAUCCCAUUGACGCUACUGAUGACUCGCUGCCCCGUCAACUAUUUCCUCCCCGCGGCAGAUCUUAUCUGGGGAGUCUUCACCCUCGCGCAGUAUAAAGCAAGCAAUGUGACGCAGCUCUAUGCGUUGCGUUUCUUCGUCGGCGCUCUCGGUGGCUUUUUCUUCCCCGCCGUUCAAUGGUAUCUGGGCAGCUGGUACAAACGGUCGGAACUCUCGCGUCGAGGUGCCAUCUUUUUCAUUGCGAGUCAGGUGGGCAGCAUGAGCUCCUCAUAUAUCCAAGCCGGUGCCUAUUCCGGUUUGAACGGUCGGUACGGGAUUGAGGGAUGGAGAUGGCUGUAUAUCAUUUCACCCCCCGACAAGUGCAACUCUCGAUUCUUGACUGCCGACGAGAUCCGCCUGGCUCAGGAGCGCAUGGCAUCCGAGAACCGCGAGGCUCGUAAGCCUUUCACUCUCCCCAUUAUUCUUCAAAUAUUGAAGGGCUGGAGAUUCUGGGUCUUGGUUGCAUUUGCUUUCUUCUUCUCCCAAGCCGAUGGCGUAUACUCCAACAGUGGUCUUUCUCUCUGGCUCAAGGCUGAAGGGUAUUCGGUUGAGAGCAUCAAUACCAUCAACACUGUCUCUCCAGCAGUCACAGUCGUUGCUUCAGUGAUCUGUGCCGUGCUCUCAGAUGCAUAUAAUCUGAAGGCUAGUCUGAUUGCAGUCACCGCAUUCUUGAAUAUCUUUGCAUGCGUGGUCCUUGCCAUCUGGAAUGUUCCCGUCGGGCUCAAGUUCUUCGCAUUCUUCCUCUCCGGCACAGCCGACGGUAUUGCGGCGAUCAUUUAUGCAUGGGCCAACGAGAUUUGCGCACAUAGCUCCGAGGAGCGUGCUGUCGUGAUCAGCGCUAUGAACACCAUCGGUAACACUUUUGGAGCUUGGCUUCCUCUCUUUAUGUGGAAGACCGUCGACGCACCACGGUAUUUGAUUGGGUACAACUGGACUAUAGCUCUAGAUGUGUGCAUGUUGAUCAUGUUGUUUGUGCUACAGCAUUUCUGGACCCGAGAACAAAAACUGGCUCGUUCCUAA